AGAAAGAUAAGGUAAAUACGGUGACUGCUUUCACUGUCUGCUGGUGAACUGUUGUCAGCAUGUCGCAUCGGUCGGUGUUGGUGUUGUUACUAACUGUGGCAAUAGGUCUCGCCUUUGGAGAAAUCAACUUGCUGAAGAACGCCGACUUUGAGCUCAGUACGUUCAGUGAGUCAUCUGGAGCCUGGUACGCAAAUGGCUGCUCCGCCACGGCAUCAGACGACAGCUACACCGGUGCCCAUAGCGUGCGCGUCACCAACAGGAGAGGAACAUGGGCGGGCAUGAGCUACCAUCUGACUUUGAAACCAGGCACCAACUAUUACUUCAAGGCUCACAUAAAACUACAAAAUGUCCCUACACACGACCUGACUGCGAACACACAGGUGAUGGUCUUCCUGCAAAUGACCAGCGGUUCCAAGUACCUGACGUUGUCUGAGAACAAGGUGAUGCAGCCGCACAUCUGGCAAGCUAUUGGAGGCGACUUUACAACUCCAGCUGAUUUAACGUCCGCUCGACUGUACAUUCAGUCAAAGGACGCGAGUGUCAACUACCUCUUGGAUUCCUCUAGUCUGGUCGAAAUACCACCCCUCCCGAUCAACUGGAAAACCACGGCUAAUGCUACUAUCGAUAAGAUGAGGAAAGCAGAUAUUACCGUCAGCAUCUAUGGACACUCAUCCACAAAGGAUCUUAUUGGUGUCACCAUCGAGGUUAUCCAGAACAAGCACGAGUUUGGCUUUGGCUCUGCGGUAAAGGCCAGUGCAAUGACUAAUCCCCAAGAGACUACAUACCAGAAAGUCUUUUAUGACAAUUUUGAAUGGGCAACGAUUGAGAACUUUCUCAAAUGGCGCAUGAUGGAAUGGACAGAAGGAAAAGUGAAUUAUGCCACCGCUAUGAAUGCUGUUGAUGAGAUGCUGAAGCACGGGACGAACAUACGAGCACACAACUUGUUCUGGGACCGAAAAUCAAAUGUGCCCGCUUGGUUAGCUAACACUACUGGCCAAGCUCUCAUUCAGCAAAUGGAAAGAAGAAUCAAUGGCAUUGUUCCAAGGACCAAGGGCAAAGUUGAGCACUGGGACGUGAACAACGAAAACAUCCACGGUAAUUUCUUCGAGUCCGGCACAGGCGACGUGAACAUCACCAUGUGGAUGUUCAAGGAGGUACAUAAGGUAGACCCCACAGUGAAACUGUUUCUGAACGACUACGGCGUGGUGAAGGACAGAUACUCUACACAGGACACUGGACAACAUGGUGCUCUGAUAAUGCUCCAGGAUUACUACAACCAGGCGAUGAUGUUCAAGGCGAGACCCGAUGUCCCCCUCUAUGGCCUCGGAAUACAAGCGCACAUGCACUCUUCUAUAGAUGUGUCUGUCGUCAAGUACCGCCUGGACCAGAUGGUGGCAACCGGACUGCCCCUGUGGAUCACGGAGUUUGACCUGGAUGUACGUGAUGACAACAGCAGGGCGGACUAUCUGGAGGACCUGCUCACACUCUUCUUCAGCACACCAGAAGUGGAGGGAAUUAUAUUCUGGGGAUUCUGGGACGGAAAUAUGCAUGCACCCAUCCGAGCUUUGUUUACUGGAAGCGAUGUUAAACCUAAUGCUGCUGGUCGGAGAUAUCAGCAACUGUUCAAGCGAGACUGGAGGACCAAUAUAACUACGCCUAUAGCAUCUGGGCACGCCUCACUCCGAGGUUUCAGGGGCCAGUACACCCUAAGAGUCACAAAGGCUGGUCACACACUAAAGGAGGAAAAGUUUACAUUGACAAGUAAAGGGGCGGACCUUAACGUUACAGUCAGUGGAUCAGGAAACACCAUGCAAGUGUCGCACAUUCUUGUUGGAUAACACGUUGAAGCUUCUGUCAUGUAUUUAUACACAUUGAAUACACCAUGUUACAUAC
Molecule: messenger RNA, 1893 nt
Organism: Haliotis rufescens (red abalone)
Lineage: Eukaryota; Metazoa; Mollusca; Gastropoda; Lepetellida; Haliotidae
Product: endo-1,4-beta-xylanase 1-like
Exons: 13
Coding region: 60-1838 (592 amino acids)
Biological process (GO): carbohydrate metabolic process
Molecular function (GO): hydrolase activity, hydrolyzing O-glycosyl compounds
Source: RefSeq, a predicted model, not a curated record